GUGCACGUUGCGCCCCACAAUACGGGACCGUUAGGUGCGCAUUUUCGCGUGCUGAACCAUUAACUGCUCAUUUAGUCAUCAGCUUUGCAAAUAGGAUUGAAUUUAAUAAAAUAGCGUCAACCUAGUUUAAUAUAGGUUUAUUUACAUAUAUUUAACGAAAAUGGGUACGGAAAAUGAAGCCAACGGAUAUGUAAAAUCAAAAUCGCCUGUUUUAACUAACGAAGUUGCAGCCAGGGGUCCAAAAAUAUUCAAAGAUGCUAUAGUGGAGUUUUUUAAGAGGAAUCUUUUGGUAAUACUCACGGUAUCGGGAGUUGUGGUGGGCGCUGGUCUCGGUAUGAUGGUCAGGAAUAUGAACCUGACGCGGGCGCAGGUAACUUAUUUCGCCUUCCCCGGCGAGAUGCUGCUUAGGAUGCUGAAGAUGGUCAUCCUUCCCCUGGUGGUGUGCAGCCUGAUUUCGGGUGCGGCCUCUCUGGACACCCGCUCCCUGGGCAAACUGGGUGGCAUCGCCGUUUCGUACUUCUUGGUGACCACGCUGAUCGCUUCGGGCAUCGGCGUGGUGCUGGCUUUCAUUAUUAAGCCGGGAGUGGGUGCAGGGGCACUGAACACUAAUAGUUUGGGGCUGGAAACAGUCACGACAAGCAAGGAGACCACGGAUUCCUUCUUAGACCUUGCCAGGAAUUUGUUCCCAGCGAAUCUCGUAGCAGCCGCCUUCCGCACAUACGCCACCGAUUACAAGUUUGUCACCGUUGGGAACAUCUCAAAUGGGAGCCUCAUCUACCAGAAGGUACCCGUUGGCACAGAAACGGAGGGAAUGAACAUCUUGGGGCUGGUCCUGUUCGCCAUGGUGUUCGGGGUGGCGCUGAGGAAGCUGGGACCCGAGGGGGAGGAGCUUAUUCGCUUCUUCAAUGCCUUCAAUGACGCCACAAUGGUGCUUGUUUCCUGGAUAAUGUGGUACGUACCAUUCGGCAUCAUGUUCCUGGUUGGAAGCAAGAUCGUGGAGAUGGAGGACGUGGUGCUGCUCGUCAGCAGUUUGGGAAAGUACAUCUUCGCCUCCAUCCUGGGCCACAUCAUCCACGGGGGCAUCGUGCUGCCCCUCAUCUACUUUGGAUUCACCCGCAAGAACCCGUUCACCUUCCUGUCCGGCCUAAUCGCCCCCUUCACCACCGCCUUCGCCACCUGCUCCAGCUCCGCGACCCUCCCCUCCAUGAUGAGGUGCGUGGAGGAGAACAACGGAGUGGACAAAAGGAUCAGCCGCUUCAUCCUCCCCAUCGGUGCCACGGUCAACAUGGACGGGGCGGCCAUCUUCCAGUGUAUCGCUGCCGUCUUCAUCGCCCAGCUGAACAACGCCGAGCUCAACGCCGGGCAGAUUUUUACCAUCCUGGUGACCGCCACUGCAUCCAGUGUAGGAGCAGCGGGGAUCCCGGCUGGAGGGAUCAUCACCAUCGCCAUCAUUCUGGAGGCAAUCGGGCUGCCCACCAAUGACCUCUCUCUCAUGCUGGCCGUCGACUGGAUUGUAGACCGGACCACGACGGUGGUGAACGUGGAGGGGGACGCCCUCGGGGCGGGAAUCCUGCACCACAUCAACGAGAAGGCGACAAAGAGGGCGGAGCAGCGGGCAGGGGGGCAGGAGCUGCUGGAGGUCAAGGUGGAGGCGGUGGCUAACGUGCAGGGCUUGGACGAGGCGUCCCCGCUCGUCACGCGGCAGGAGCCGGGCACAGACGGCACUGUGGACUCGUCGGCGGAGAGGAGCGAUGGGGAAUCCGGGCUCUGAGGUCCACCACGCAGAGACGCCGUUACCUGUCACGGGGAAGAGUGUGCAGCUUGUGUCUGUUACCGGCUUUGUGUCGUGUCUGUGAUGCGCGGCUGUACACCGCCACGGACGUGCGUAUCGGCAGAGCAUGGCGGUCUCAGCCGAGCCUGUGAAAAAUGCCUGUUCUUACCUGUCAGCCUCCCACCCUUUCGUCAGCAUACAGGUCACUCGUCUGUCUCCGUUGGUUGUUGGGAAUGUCAAAGUCAGCUGUCUCUUACACCCAGAUGGACAAAGAUUAGGACUAUUUAUAAACUGAUCCAAGGUUGCUUUCCGAACAGUAUUUAAAAAUACCAUUAUUUUACAGCAGUGUGUGUACUUAGAGAAUUAUUUUACAGCCAUUGCAGCGAUGGAUGCAGCUCUGUUCUCUCUUUGGUCAUUUGUAGAGAUGGAUAGUUCAGGUCUAGAAAGUAAAAAUCCAGACCAAGAUUUUGUUUCAACUAUUUAGUUGAGUACUCUGUGACUGUGACUCUUUAUACUCAAUUUUGUUGGUCAAAACAAAAUUUUGGUCUGGAUUUAAACGUUCUGGACCUGAAUUAUCCACCUCUGAUUAUUUUCUUUCUAGAUGCAUCUCUGUCGUGAGUGUCCUGGGAAACAAACUGCAGCCGUUUCUAAAAUACAGGUUUAGGAAUUUUGAGGAAACCCGUAGCCACCCAGAGGCCAUUGGGAGUACUACAUGCCGUAGAAUGACAAUGACUCAUUUUUAUCUGAUUGGCUGUUACUUACAAAAGAUUCAAAUAUAUUUCUUACUUAUGGUGAUGGGUAUUUUUGGAAAGCAAGGAACAUAAUCACUUUUACUAUUUUAGUUGAAAUUGAAACACUUUUUGAUGUUAAUAUUUAUUGAUCAUAGUUGACAAUUUUGUUUACAGUUUUUUUUACAAAGAUGUCUUUUUAUAAAGGAUUUUCACUAACCCUUAAAAUCUUGAUGGCACGUUUUGGUUUAGUAACACUGUUUUUCAUGCUCUUCAUAUUUGACAUGAUUUUCCUGGGACCAUGAUUUUUAUAUGUCGUUUUAAAGGUACUGACAUGAUCUCUAAAUAGCAGUUGCAUUUGAUAUAUUUCUCUUCGUGCUCAGUUACAUUUUACUGCAUUUCUUUGUUUAAAAAUGUGCUGUAAGUUUUAGUUUUUUGUACUUAUUGUUUAUGAGAAGUGUAAUUUGUAAUUUUUCUCACGUCAGACUGAAUGAUAUGGAUAUUUACAUUUGUGGUUUUCUUUUGUGUACAGGCUCUGUAACGAUCUGUGAAUCUAGACCACUUUGUUCAUUUCUCAAGCCCGCCUCCAUUCCUAAAACAAAGCCUCUGUGUGUAAAAAGCUGUGGUUCUCUGUAAAGCCCAGACAAGACAUUGUUUCAGAAAAGGGGAACAAGCAUGGUUUUGCCAAAAAGUCGCCCCUGAUUCCUGUGAGCUACACGGGCUUCACAUAUCAGCUCAUUAACGAGUGUAAAUCAGUAAUUAUCAUGAAACGUCUUUCUUUGCGCAUCAUAUGUACAAAGACGCUGCCUGUUAAUGUCAAACUGCUUUCUGCCCUGCAGCAUCUCAUUGGCCAGGCACAGGCAAAAUGGCCGACCCACAUGUCCACGUGUCUAUGCAUGUAUAUAAAAGGGACCAGACAGCAGCAGACAGAGGAUGGUACUGAGGCUGUAAGGAGUCUGAUGUGCUAAAUGUGCUUUGUGUCAAGUACAAACCCCUGAAUGGCAAAUAAAUGGGAGCGAGUGCA
Brienomyrus brachyistius is the source of this 3523-nucleotide messenger RNA. Its product is annotated as neutral amino acid transporter A-like. The record is from RefSeq and is a predicted model, not a curated record. Gene Ontology annotation, cellular component: plasma membrane. The transcript has 8 exons. Gene Ontology annotation, molecular function: L-alanine transmembrane transporter activity; L-aspartate transmembrane transporter activity; symporter activity. NCBI's taxonomy places the organism in Eukaryota, Metazoa, Chordata, Actinopteri, Osteoglossiformes, Mormyridae. Gene Ontology annotation, biological process: L-glutamate transmembrane transport; L-serine transport. Bases 161 to 1771 code for a protein of 536 amino acids.